AUUUAAUGUUAAAAAAGCUUCUUUCCCAAUCGCCGUUUAAAAUUGGAAAGUUAUAUAUACAGCGUGUUCGCGCCAACCACCCUGUAUGUGUAUAUAUCCGCGUUACUGACCCAGAUUUGAACGAAAAGGUCACUGUUAAGAGACAAAGAUGGCCUUCGUGAUUAGGUAACACGAUUAGGAGGUUUAAUUAAUUCCAAGUGGUUUAAGUUUCGGUGGAAAAACGGUUGCGAAAUGGCGGCGAUUUGUCACAAGAUGGACGAAGAAAGAUUCUGUUCAAGGACACCGAUCGGCCGACUUUAAGCAAUGAGAGUGAAAGUGCAUCGGCUGUUACAUGAGAUGAAAUUAUAUUCAUCGUUUCUUCAGGUCGCAUCGCUGUCAUCCUAAUCGGAGUAUUUACCUUGGCCAUGGGCAUUAUCUUAUCGUCAAUCCCAUGGGUGGACUACCUCAUUUUAAAAAAUUUGAAAUUGUGGAACGGCUCACUGAGCUUCCAAUACUGGCAAAAGCCUGGAGUAAUUCGCCUCACAAAAGUCUACAUUUUCAACGUCACAAACCCUGACAGUUUUCUAAAUUUAGGGGAAAAACCAAAACUGCAAGAAGUCGGCCCUUUUGUCUACAGAGAAGACAUGGAAAAGGUCAAUAUCAAGUUCCACGAUAACGGCACACUAACGUAUCAGCACAAAAAAAUCCUACAAUUUGUACCUGAAUUAUCCGUUGAUAAGGACCAGAAGAUCACUGUUCCCAACAUUCCGCUUCUGACCUUAUCGACCCAAUCUAACUCUCUCAGUUACUUCGUCCAACGAACAAUUUCUUUCCUGUUAAGUGUACGAGGUUUCAAACCCUUCGUCACAAUAACAGCAGAUGAGCUAGUCUUCGGCUACGACGACACUCUAGUCUCGCUAGCCCACCAGUUUUAUCCGAAACGAAAACGCCCAAUGUCCAAAAUGGGGCUUUUAAUCAACAGAAAUGGAACCUUGAAUGAGGUCCAUAACAUAUAUACAGGGAUGACCGGAAUGCAAAAUUUCGGCUACUUGGAGAAGCUCAACGGAGUCGACAAGUUGCCCUACUGGCAGGAGUCACCCUGUAACAUCAUAAGGGCCAGCGAAGGGUCCUUUUUCCCGCCCAGAUACUAUACCAAGUCCGAUGUUGUCAAUAUUUAUGACAAGGAUUUGUGCAGAACCAUGCCCUUGCAGUACAGGGGGCCAGUCACAAAACAUGGAAUCAGCGCUGAUUUGUACACCCCGGCUGAUAGCAUGUUCGAGACUGUGAUGAAAGAGCCCAACAACAAAUGUUACUGCCCCAACAACGAGUUUUGCCCCCCAAAAGGUCUCCAAAACAUCAGCCCUUGUCAAUUCGAUGCCCCGGUUUAUUUAUCGUUCCCGCACUUUUUCGAAGCCGAUCCAACGCUAAUUGAGCCUUUUGAAGGCCUGAAUCCAGUCAAAGAGAAGCACCAGUCCUAUUUUAAAAUCCAACCGCGUCUGGGGGUGCCAAUUGAGGGCAAAGUGCGUUUGCAGCUCAAUUUGAAAGUGGACCAAGCACCCCAGGUGGCCCCCGUGUCGAAAUUCCCCAGUAUCAUGUACCCCAUCAUGUGGCUUGAGGAGGGUAUUGAUGACUUGACGCCCCCCAUCAGACGCUGGAUUUACCUCGCAACGACUUUUGCCGAUGUUGCGUGCCCCCUUAUGACCUACGGGUUCAUUUUUCUAGGGACUUGUAUUUUGAUCGGUGUGUUUAUAAACGCGUACAAAUCACUUGUUUUUACGAAGGAAACCAUCGAGAUCGGGAUGAAGACGCUGAGGAAGCGAGGGAGUGGUUAUUUGGCCGUGGCAAGGCCUAAACUGAUCAAAAGAGACACGUAUACACUGCUCGAUUUGAACGAAGGAUUGGACGAGAUUGAUAUAUGAGUGCGAGUUGUAGUUCUGGUCAAUUGUGAUUGUAGAAAAUUGAACUCUGCCGAAUUGCUCAAAUUGUGAUUCUUGUGAUAAUUUUUGGUGCAAUAAUUUAUUUUUUGAAUUGCCAAACGUUGACUAGGUUUAGGUGUAGUGGCGGAUGAUUGCGGGAUUGAAAUUGGUGCCUUUUAUCAGAUGAGUCAUCACACAAACUUUGAUUUUUGCUCAGUUAGGUCUAGGAGAGCCAGUUUUAUAAUGAAAUGUACUUUUUUAAUAAAAUACUUAAACUUGG
Messenger RNA from Tribolium castaneum (red flour beetle), 2175 nucleotides. RefSeq names its product scavenger receptor class B member 1. The transcript is spliced from 9 exons. The record is from RefSeq and is a predicted model, not a curated record. Gene Ontology annotation, molecular function: scavenger receptor activity. Gene Ontology annotation, cellular component: cytoplasm; membrane. Lineage: Eukaryota; Metazoa; Arthropoda; Insecta; Coleoptera; Tenebrionidae. The coding region runs from base 405 to 1898 and encodes 497 amino acids.